Cloeon dipterum is the source of this 1818-nucleotide messenger RNA. RefSeq names its product cyclin-dependent kinase 9-like. Bases 1 to 1248 code for a protein of 415 amino acids. Gene Ontology annotation, biological process: positive regulation of transcription elongation by RNA polymerase II; protein phosphorylation. The transcript is spliced from 7 exons. The record is from RefSeq and is a predicted model, not a curated record. Gene Ontology annotation, cellular component: cyclin/CDK positive transcription elongation factor complex; nucleus. Lineage: Eukaryota; Metazoa; Arthropoda; Insecta; Ephemeroptera; Baetidae. Gene Ontology annotation, molecular function: RNA polymerase II CTD heptapeptide repeat kinase activity; ATP binding; cyclin binding.
AUGGCUUCUACUAGUGCCAGCACCAGCAGUGGACGCCCGUCCGGCUCCUCCAGUUCCUCUAGCUCUUCCAGUAGCGCUGACCCACUUAUAGCGUCAGGAUUGCUCUUUCAAGUGAAGGACAAAGAAAAAUACAUGGAGAACUGCAAUUUCCCAUAUUGUCAGGACGUGGUGAAAUACGAAAAGGUCGCCAAAAUCGGACAGGGGACCUUUGGUGAAGUCUUUAAGGCAAGAGACAGGAAAAACCCGCUGAAAUUUGUGGCUUUAAAAAAGGUGCUGAUGGAGAAUGAGAAAGAAGGAUACCCAAUCACGGCCUUGAGAGAGCUGAAAAUCCUGCAAAAUCUCAAGCACGAGAAUGUUGUGGAACUCAUCGAGGUAUGCCGCACAAAACCAUCUCGAGAAAACAAAUACAUCCCUAAUUUCUACUAUGUUUUUGAGUUUUGCGAGCAUGACCUUGCUGGUCUUCUCUCAAAUGUCAACGUCACAUUUAGCUUGGGCGAAAUAAAAAUGGUGAUGCAACAGUUGUUGAAUGGCCUCUAUUACAUCCACAGCAACAAGAUAAUGCAUAGAGAUUUAAAGAGUGCCAAUAUUCUUAUGACCAAAAAAGGCAUUCUCAAAUUGGCUGAUUUUGGAUUGUCUAGAGCGUUCAGUGUCCCUAAUCCUGGGCAGCAGAACAGAUACACAAAUCGUGUGGUGACCUUAUGGUAUCGCCCGCCUGAACUGCUGCUUGGCGAGCGAAAUUAUGGUCCUCCUGUGGACCUGUGGGGAGCUGGAUGCAUAAUGGCUGAAAUGUGGACUAGGAGCCCCAUAAUGCAGGGGAGUACUGAAAUACAGCAGCUCACUCUCAUCUGCCAGCUCUGUGGCUCCAUCACAACUGAUGUUUGGCCUGGUGUUGAGUCGCUAGAAUUGUUUAAGAAGGUCGUGUUGCCGCCUGGACAAAAGCGCAAGGUCAAAGAACGCUUGGAGCGGUACGUGAAGGACCCUUACGCAUGUGACCUACUGGACAAGCUGUUGAUGCUGGACCCAAAGAAGCGAGUUGACAGCAAUGUUGCUUUGAAUCACGAUUUCUUCUGGACAGCGCCAUUUCCAACUGACUUGUCUAGCAUGCUAGAAAAGCUCACACAUAGCAUGUUUGAAUAUCACGCGCCACCUCGCAGACCAGGGCACAUGCGGCCUGCCCCUUCACAGCAAAGGGCCCAGGCAAAACCUUCAAGCACCCUCGAUGGCGGCUUCCAAGAUAGAGUAUUUUGACUCUAAUGCGGUUAAAAUAACCCGAGUGCGAGAUUCUAAAGCAAAUAAUUCCUUUGCCUUCAAAAGCGUGGCGCAGAGUCAACUCCUUUCUCAAACCAAAUUAAUUGAUAUCAAAUUUGGCCUUGCAUUCCAUUAUUUUUGAAUUAAUGUAACAAUUUCUUUACUUUUAGAUCGAUUUUUUUUGUACAAGAAAUUCCAUAUUAUUUUAAAACGAAAAAAUUUUAUUUUUUUUAAAUUUUGCUAUUUUUGCAACUUGAAAUUUAUAAGGUCCAAACCAUUAGAAUUGAAAAAACUACCCACUGUAGAACCUAUCUCGACCUUCCCUAACUAGCUGAAGGGUUUAAGGGUGCUUAGCUUGCAUCUCUAAGUUUCUAUACAGUAUACUUAAACUCCCUCGACUAAGUAAAACUUUUUCCACCCUCUCUAAAUUUUUAUAUUAAUUUGCAUUUCAUUUUUAGAAAAGAUCUGUUUUUGGGACGAGGUGUUAAUUUAGAAGAGUUUUAGGUAUAUAAUAUUUUUAAUCCCGCAGAGGAAGUAUGAAAAAAUUGUAGCAAUUCGGUUGAAAGGGGA